CCCGCUCGCUCGGCUGGGCACUGCUGCCGGCCUGGGAGGCUCAUGGCUUGUGUGUCGUUUUUAGGCCUGCUGGGACCAGGGCUUCAGGAGGACACCAUGACCGGGAGGCUGUGGUGCAAGGCCAUUUUUGCUGGCUACAAACGUGGCCUCCGAAACCAGCGGGAGCAUACUGCUCUUCUGAAAAUUGAAGGUGUUUAUGCCCGUCAGGAGACAGACUUCUACUUGGGCAAGAGGUGUGCCUAUGUAUACAAAGCUAAAAACAACACUGUAACCCCUGGUGGCAAACCCAACAGGACACGAGUGAUUUGGGGGAAGGUAACUCGCGCCCAUGGGAACAGCGGCAUGGUUCGUGCCAAGUUCCGCUCCAACCUUCCUGCCAAGGCCAUUGGACACAGAAUCCGGGUGAUGCUGUAUCCAUCUAGGAUCUAAAUUUUUAUUGGAAAUAAAAUGGAGAAUCUGUUUAA
Haliaeetus leucocephalus (bald eagle) is the source of this 464-nucleotide messenger RNA. It is a transcript of the gene RPL35A, whose product is annotated as ribosomal protein L35a. Gene Ontology annotation, molecular function: structural constituent of ribosome. Gene Ontology annotation, cellular component: ribosome; cytosolic large ribosomal subunit. The record is from RefSeq and is a predicted model, not a curated record. The transcript is spliced from 4 exons. Gene Ontology annotation, biological process: ribosomal large subunit biogenesis; cytoplasmic translation. NCBI's taxonomy places the organism in Eukaryota, Metazoa, Chordata, Aves, Accipitriformes, Accipitridae. The coding region runs from base 43 to 429 and encodes 128 amino acids.